CCCACUCCACGCCCAUCUCUGGAUGCCGCCGACGGGUGCCCGGCCCGUGCCCCGCGCCUGCCUACCGGAUCGGCCCCUCGGAACAGUUCUGGGCCGGGGGUGGGGGCCUGGACCCCGCCCCUGAUGAAGCUCCACCCCCGCGCCCAGGCCUCGCUCCGCUGACUGCUCCGGCCGGCCCCGCCCCCUGCCCGCCCCCUUGCCCGGGCGACCCCUCUCCCCCGCUGGGGGAGGCCAUGGCGUGAGCUCGAGGCCGGGCCCCGGGGCCCUCGGGCGCCAGGCGGGGCAUGGGCCGGCGGCCGCCCCCAUGAGGGUCCCGGGAGGGGGGCGCGCGCAUCAGCGGCGGGGCCAUGGGGUCGCAGGUAUUGCAGAUCCUGCGCCAGGGGGUGUGGGCCUCGCUCACCGGCGGUUGGUUCUUCGACCCGCACCAGAGCACCUUCUCCAACUGCUUCCACCUUUAUGUCUGGAUCUUCCUGCUCACCUUUCCCUUCUUGCUGUACAUGGUCCUGCCCCCCAGCUUGAUGGUGGCCGGUGUGUACUGCCUUGUGGUGGCUGUCAUGUUCGCUACUAUCAAGACUGUGAACUAUCGGCUGCAUGCUAUGUUCGACCAGGGCGAGAUCGUGGAGAAGCGCAACUCUACCAUGGGGGAGCCGGAAGAAGAGCCUGCACAGGGGGACAGCAGUUUGCCCAGGGACCCCGGAGUGGAGAUGACAGUGUUUCGGAAAGUGAGUUCUACACCGCCGGUACGCUGUAGCUCCCAGCAUUCCGUGUUUGGCUUCAAUCAGGUCUCGGAGCUGCUGCCCCGGAUGGAGGACUCCGGGCCCCUCAGAGACAUCAAGGAGCUGGUUCGGGAGCAGGGCAGCAACAACGUGAUCGUGACCUCGGCUGAUCGAGAGAUGCUGAAGUUAAGCUCACAGGAGAAACUGAUUGGAGACCUUCCCCAGACACCCCCGGGGGCUGCCCCAGACCCCUCUCUCCCCAGCACAGACUCUUCAGAACGUUCUCCCCUGGCUGGGGAUGGAGCCCCCUGGAGGGGGAGCAGUGUGGCCGAUACUCCCAUGAGCCCCCUUCUGAAGGGGAGCCUCAGCCAGGAGCUGAGCAAGAGCUUCCUGACCCUGACCCGGCCUGACCGGGCCCUGGUGAGGACCAGCAGUCGACGGGAACAACGCCGGGCAGCAGGCGGCUACCAGCCCCUGGACAGGCGGGGCUCUGGGGAGCCCACACCCCAGAAAGCCGGCUCCUCGGAUUCCUGCUUCAGUGGCACUGACAGGGAGACGCUGAGCAGCUUCAAGAGUGAGAAAACCAACUCCACCCACCUGGACAGCCCCCCUGGGGGGCAAGCCCCGGAGGGCAGCGACACAGACCCACCCUCUGAGGCUGAGCUGCCUGCGUCACCAGAUGCUGGAGUCCCCUCAGAUGACACCCUGCGUUCCUUUGACACGGUCAUAGGAGCAGGGACGCCACCGGGCCCAGCCGAGCCGCUCCUGGUCGUGCGGCCCAAGGACUUGGCCUUGUUGCGGCCCAGCAAACGGCGGCCACCCAUGCGAAGACACUCCCCACCUGGCCGUGCCCCUCGGCGGCCCCUGCUUGAAGGCGGGGGCUUCUUUGAGGACGAAGACACCAGCGAGGGCAGCGAACUGAGCCCGGCCUCCAGCCUCCGAUCUCAGCGCCGCUACAGUACCGACAGCUCUUCUUCUACUUCCUGCUAUUCCCCCGAGAGCUCCCGUGGUGCAGCAGGGAGACCCCGGAAGCGACGGGCCCCCCAUGGGGCUGAGGAGGGGACGGCUGUGCCCCCCAAGCGGCCCUAUGGGACCCAGCGGACGCCUAGUACCGCCAGCGCCAAAACGCAUGCCCGAGUGCUGAGCAUGGAUGGGGCAGGGGGCGAUGUCCUCAGGGCCCCCCUGGCUGGCUCCAAGGCUGAGCUGGAGGCCCAGGCGGGGGUGGAGCUGGCUGCUGGGGAGCCCGCUCUGCUGCCUGCUGAGGCCCACAGGGGACCUGCCGCCAACCAGCCCGGCUGGCGGGGGGAGCUGCAAGAGGAAGGUGCUGUGGGGGGAGCGGCCGAGGAGACCGGCAAGCGGGACCGCACAAGCAGUGUGAGGCGCACUCAGGCGAUCCGCAGGCGCCACAAUGCGGGAAGCAACCCCACCCCUCCAGCCUCUGUUAUGGGCUCGCCGCCCAGCAGCCUGCAGGAAGCUCAGCGGGGCCGGGCCGCCUCUCACUCCCGGGCGCUGACGCUGCCCUCCGCCCUGCACUUUGCUUCCUCGCUGCUGCUCACCCGGGCCGGCGCCACCGUUCACGAGGCCUGCACCUUUGAUGACACCUCCGAGGGCGCCGUGCACUACUUCUACGACGAGAGCGGCGUGCGGCGUUCCUACACCUUUGGCCUGGCUGGAGGCGGCUACGAGAACCCUGUGGGGCAACAGGGGGAGCAGGCAGCCAAUGGAGCUUGGGACCGCCACUCACACUCCUCCAGUUUCCAUUCGGCUGAUGUCCCUGAGGCGGCAGGUGGCCUGAACCUGCUGCAGCCAAGGCCAGUGGUUCUGCAGGGUAUGCAGGUGCGCCGCGUGCCCCUGGAGAUCCCAGAGUUUGACCUGCUGGACCAGGACUCCCUGCACGAAUCCCAGGAGCAGACGCUGAUGGAGGAGGCACCACCUCGUGCCCAGCACAGCUACAAGUACUGGCUUCUUCCUGGCCGCUGGACGUCUGUGCGCUAUGAGCGGCUGGCCCUCCUGGCCCUCCUGGACCGGACUCGGGGGCUGGUGGAGAACAUACUCGGCGUAGGCCUGAGCAGCCUCGUUGCCUUCUUGGGCUACCUGCUGCUGCUUAAGGGCUUCUUCACGGAUAUCUGGGUCUUCCAGUUCUGCUUGGUCAUUGCCUCCUGCCAGUAUUCCCUGCUGAAGAGUGUCCAGCCUGAUGCGGCAUCUCCCAUGCACGGCCACAACUGGGUGAUUGCAUAUAGCCGGCCCGUCUACUUCUGUAUCUGCUGUCUGCUCAUCUGGCUGCUGGACGCCCUGGGCUCAGCUCAGCCCUUCCCACCCGUCUCCCUGUACGGCCUCACGCUCUUCUCCGCCUCCUUCUUCUUCUGUGCCCGGGACGUGGCCACUGUGUUCACCUUGUGCUUCCCGUUCGUCUUCCUCCUGGGCCUCCUGCCCCAGGUCAACACUUGCCUCAUGUACCUGCUGGAGCAGAUAGAUAUGCACGGCUUUGGGGGUACAGCCGCCACCAGCCCGCUCACUGCCGUCUUUAGCCUCUCCCGCAGCCUGUUGGCUGCUGCCCUGCUCUACGGCUUCUGCCUUGGGGCCAUCAAGACUCCUUGGCCGGAGCAGCACGUCCCUGUCCUCUUCUCGGUCUUCUGUGGCCUCCUGGUGGCCCUGUCCUACCACCUGAGCCGUCAGAGCAGUGACCCCACCGUGCUCUGGUCUCUGAUUCGGAGCAAGCUCUUCCCCGAGCUGGAGGAGCGGAGCUUGGAGACGGCUCGGGCCGAGCCCCCAGACCCACUGCCAGACAAGAUGCGCCAGUCGGUGCGUGAGGUCCUGCACUCUGACCUGGUGAUGUGUGUGGUGAUCGCCGUGCUCACCUUUGCCAUCAGCGCCAGCACCGUCUUCAUCGCCCUGAAGUCGGUGCUGGGGUUCGUACUGUACGCACUGGCUGGGGCCGUGGGCUUCUUCACGCAUUACCUGCUGCCGCAACUCCGCAAACAGCUGCCCUGGUUCUGCCUGUCGCAGCCUGUGCUGAAGCCGUUGGAGUACAGCCAGUAUGAAGUUCGAGGCGCUGCCCAGGUGAUGUGGUUUGAGAAGCUGUAUGCCAGCCUGCAGUGCAUCGAGAAGUACCUCAUCUACCCCGCCGUGGUGCUCAAUGCCCUCACGGUGGACGCCCAUGCUGUCGUCAGCCACCCGGACAAGUUCUGCCUCUACUGCCGGGCGCUGCUGAUGACCGUGGCUGGGCUGAAGCUGUUGCGCUCAGCCUUCUGCUGCCCGCCCCAGCAGUACCUGACCUUGGCCUUCACUGUUCUGCUCUUCCACUUCGACUACCCACGCCUCUCCCAGGGCUUUUUGCUUGACUACUUCCUCAUGUCUCUGCUCUGCAGCAAGCUGUGGGACCUGCUGUACAAGCUGCGUUUUGUGCUGACCUACAUCGCGCCCUGGCAGAUCACCUGGGGCUCGGCUUUCCACGCUUUUGCCCAGCCCUUUGCCGUGCCACACUCGGCCAUGCUGUUCGUUCAGGCCCUGCUCUCGGCACUUUUCUCCACGCCACUUAACCCCCUGCUGGGCAGUGCCGUCUUCAUCAUGUCCUACGCGCGGCCCCUCAAGUUCUGGGAGCGCGACUACAACACUAAACGUGUGGAUCAUUCCAACACCCGCCUGGUCACCCAGCUAGAUCGGAACCCAGGCGCUGACGACAACAACCUCAACUCCAUCUUCUACGAGCACUUGACGCGCUCGCUGCAGCACACGCUGUGUGGGGACCUGGUGCUGGGCCGCUGGGGCAACUACGGCCCCGGCGACUGCUUCGUCCUGGCCUCUGACUACCUCAACGCCCUGGUGCACCUCAUCGAGGUUGGCAAUGGCCUCGUCACCUUCCAGCUGCGUGGCCUUGAGUUCCGGGGUACCUACUGCCAGCAGCGCGAGGUAGAGGCCAUCACGGAGGGCGUGGAGGAGGAUGAGGGCUGCUGCUGCUGUGAGCCUGGCCACCUGCCACGGGUCCUGUCCUUCAAUGCCGCCUUUGGGCAGCGCUGGCUGGCCUGGGAGGUGACGGCCAGCAAGUACGUCCUGGAGGGCUACAGCAUCAGCGACAAUAACGCCGCCUCCAUGCUGCAGGUGUUUGACCUCCGCAAGAUCCUCAUCACUUACUACGUCAAGAGCAUCAUCUACUACGUCAGCCGCUCACCGAAGCUGGAGGCGUGGCUGAGCCACGAGGGCAUUGCGGCAGCCCUGCGGCCCGUGAGGGCGCCGGGCUACGCCGACUCGGACCCCACCUUCUCACUGAGCGUGGAUGAGGACUAUGACCUCCGCCUCUCCGGCCUCUCACUGCCCUCCUUCUGCGCGGUGCACCUCGAGUGGAUCCAGUACUGCGCCUCCCGGCGCAGCCAGGUCCGGCCACCACGACCCUGGGGCUGCCUCCCUCCCUCGCCCCACCGGUUCUCCCUUCCCCGUGCGAGUCCCUCUUGCUCUCAGCCUCCCUUGGCCCGGGCCCUGCCCCCCGCCCCGAAUUCCCUGUCCUGGCCUGAGCUGGGCUCUGGGGACGGGGUCCUUGUGCCGCAGCCCGUGGACCAGGAUUGGAACUCGCCGCUGGUCACGCUGUGUUUUGGCCUGUGCGUGCUGGGCCGGCGGGCCUUGGGGACUGCCUCGCACAGCAUGUCUGCCAGCCUGGAGCCCUUCCUGUACGGCCUGCACGCCCUGUUCAAGGGGGACUUCCGCAUCACCUCCCCACGCGACGAGUGGGUCUUUGCUGACAUGGACCUACUUCAUCGUGUGGUGGCGCCUGGAGUUCGCAUGGCCCUCAAGCUCCACCAGGAUCACUUCACGUCCCCAGAUGAGUAUGAGGAGCCCGCCGCCUUGUACGACGCCAUCGCAGCCAACGAGGAGCGGCUGGUCAUCUCGCACGAGGGCGACCCAGCCUGGCGCAGCGCCAUCCUCAGCAACACGCCCUCGCUGCUGGCUCUGCGUCACGUCCUGGACGACGCCUCCGACGAGUACAAGAUCAUCAUGCUUAACCGGCGCCACCUCAGCUUCCGAGUCAUCAAGGUGAACCGCGAGUGCGUUCGCGGCCUGUGGGCCGGGCAGCAGCAGGAGCUGGUGUUUUUGCGCAACCGCAACCCCGAACGCGGUAGCAUCCAGAACGCCAAGCAGGCCCUCCGCAACAUGAUCAAUUCUUCCUGUGACCAGCCACUGGGCUACCCCAUCUAUGUGUCCCCCCUCACCACCUCGCUGGCCGGCAGCCACCCCCAGCUGCGGGCACUGUGGGGUGGCCCUGUCAGCCUGAGUGCCAUUGCCCGCUGGCUUCUGCACAGCUGGGAGAGGCUUCAUAAGGGCUGUGGCGCCGGCUGCAACAGUGGCGGGAACGUGGAUGACUCGGACUGUGGCGGAGGCGGUGGCUUGGGCUCCCUCAGCAAUAACCCCCCCUUGGCACACCCCACACCUGAGAACACAGCAGGCAGUGGAGACCAGCCCCUCCCUCCGGGUCCAGGCUGGGGCCCUCGGCCUUCCCUGAGCGGCUCUGGUGACGGGCGCCCCCCUCCUCUGCUGCAGUGGCCGCCCCCUCGGCUCCCUGGACCAACCCCUUCUUCUCCCGCCCCCACUGAGGGUCCCCGGCCCUCAAGAACCCCUGGCCCCGGUCUCCUCAGUUCUGAGGGUCCCAGCGGGAAGUGGACCCUGGGGGGUCGGAAGGGGCUGGGGGGAUCUGAGGCAGAGCCAGCCUCAGGGAGCCCCAAAGGAGGCACCCCCAAAUCUCAGGCGCCCCUAGACCUCAGCCUCAGCCCGGAUAUCAGCACCAAUGCCUCCUCGCCCGCCAGAGCAGCCCAGGACAUUCCUUGCUUGGACAGCAGUGCUCCUGAAAGUGGCACACCCACUGGGAUCCUGGGUGACUGGCCUGCCCCUGCGGAGGAGCGUGAGAGCCCGGCUGCCCAGCCCCUGCUGGAGCAUCAGUACUGAGUGGCCUGGUACCCUCUGGAUCCCAGCCCUAGGAUUCAGUAACUUGGAUCCCUGGUCUCUGGCCCUCUACUGGACCACAGAACUGAGUGGCUUUGGCUUCCACAUCUGAACCCUGACCUCUGGCUGCCUUAGCCAGCGUACCGGAACUAAGUGGCCCAGACCUCCGGCCUUGAUCCCUGAUCUCUCAUCCCUAGUCGAGGGCCUGGGCUCCCUAAACUGAGGCAGGCAGCCUCCCAGCCAGGCCCUAGAAGUCAAACCCAUGGGCUGGUCCCGUUUCGAGCCCGUGGCCAGGACUGUCUUGGCCCCUGGGCCUGCACUGCCUGCAGGGGCAGCCCCUUGGCCUGGACCAGGGGCUGAAAUGUGGGAAGGGUGGUUUCUUUUUUUCUUUUCUUUCUUUUUUUUUUUCUUUUUUUUUUUUUUUUUUUUUUUUUUUUUUUUUUUUUUUUUUCGUGCUUCAGAGACACCAGAAUUAAUAACACUAUUUUUGAUUUUG
Molecule: messenger RNA, 7140 nt
Organism: Panthera uncia (snow leopard)
Lineage: Eukaryota; Metazoa; Chordata; Mammalia; Carnivora; Felidae
Gene: PCNX3
Product: pecanex 3
Exons: 34
Coding region: 348-6647 (2099 amino acids)
Cellular component (GO): membrane
Source: RefSeq, a predicted model, not a curated record